This is a messenger RNA of Melitaea cinxia (Glanville fritillary), 3073 nucleotides long. RefSeq names its product aminopeptidase N-like. Gene Ontology annotation, cellular component: cytoplasm. The transcript has 18 exons. The record is from RefSeq and is a predicted model, not a curated record. Gene Ontology annotation, biological process: peptide catabolic process; proteolysis. Bases 145 to 2931 code for a protein of 928 amino acids. NCBI's taxonomy places the organism in Eukaryota, Metazoa, Arthropoda, Insecta, Lepidoptera, Nymphalidae. Gene Ontology annotation, molecular function: metalloaminopeptidase activity; zinc ion binding; peptide binding.
CUUAUGUACAGCGUGUAACCUCGGCUAUGGUUAUGAAAAUGAUUUUUAUAUGUUAAUUACAUGCAUAUAUAUGUGUGACGUUAUUGUCAGACAUCAUUUGUUCUUCGAUUGUUGCGUACAUUGUUGUUUCGACUUGACGACACAAUGGGUCGGUUUACGGCCCUCUGUAUGCUGGCAGUAGUCCAGCUUAGCUCCCAGUACCUUCUACCUGGUGACGUCGCACCUUCACAUUAUGAACUAAGAUUCGCGUACGACAUAGAUCCAGCCUCUAACUUCAGCUUCUUUGGCAUUGCUGAUAUCCUGGUGACAGCAAAGAAAAAUACACAGAAGAUCGUGCUCCACGCUCAAGACUUCGUAGUAGACGAUGAGAAAGUAUCGGUAACUGGCGCGAGCGAGUCUCCGAAAGUGACUGGAGUCAAACUAAACGACACCUUCAACUUCCUGACGAUAUCACUGGAUAAGGAAUUGAAGGAAAAUGAGAACUACACCAUUACGAUACCGUUCUACGGAAACCUUGUUAAAGGUUUGGACGGAGCGUAUAUUAGUUCCUAUCAGAAUAAAAAGAGCAAGGAAAUCGAGUACUUGAUAUCAACCCAGUUCGAAGCUAUAUCAGCUCGUAAGGGAUUCCCAUGCUUCGACGAGCCUAACUACAAAGCAACUUUCACCAUUAACAUCGGCCACCACAAGGACUACAACGCCGUAUCCAACAUGCCCUUGAUGAGUUCAAGUGGUACCAAUUCUCUGGAGGAUUACUGGCCAUGGGAGACUAUCGGGAAAAAGUUUAAAAAAUCCCAAUCGAACUUCGUAUGGGAUCAAUUCCACAAAUCCGUACCGAUGUCAACCUACCUGGUGGCUUACGUUGUAUCCAAGUUUUCGUACGUGGAAAGUUCACCAGAACUUUCCAGCACUAAGUUCAGAAUAUGGGCGAGGAAGGAUGCUAUUGGUCAGACUUCAUACGCUGCCCAAAUCGGUCCCAAAGUGCUGUCUUACUUCGAAAAAUGGUUCAACAUCCCGUACCCACUUCCGAAGCAAGAUAUGUUCGCCAUCCCGGACUUCUCGUCGGGUGCUAUGGAAAACUGGGGACUCAUUACUUACAGAGAAAAUGCCUUAUUGUACGAUAAAGAUGAAUCGUCUUUCUUUAACAAGGAGAGGAUCGCUGAAGUAAUAGCCCACGAACUUGCCCACCAGUGGUUCGGUAACCUGGUGACCAUGAAAUGGUGGUCAGAUCUGUGGCUGAACGAGGGUUUCGCAACCUUUAUAGCUUCGAUCGGUGUAAAUGCAGUGGAAAAGACCUGGCAUGCCGAUGUCAACUACGGUGUAGAAAACAUUCUGGCUGUUUUGAGUUUGGAUGCUUUGGAAUCUUCUCAUCCUGUAUCAGUUCCACUAGAGAACCCGACUAAGAUAUCGGAGAUCUUCGACAUAAUCUCGUACCGCAAGGGCUCAACUGUUAUCCGAAUGAUGCUCAUGUUCCUCGGGGAAGAUGUCUUCCGGAUGGCAUUGCAUAAUUACCUGACUAAGUACUCGUACUCGAACGCGGAGAAAGAUGACCUGUGGGACGAGCUAACAGCUGUUAACAGACAGUACGGCGGUCUGAGCAGGAACGUGACCGUCAAGGAGGUUAUGGACACGUGGACCACACAGACUGGGUACCCGCUGCUCACCGUCAAUAGGGACUACAGUGACCAAUCGCUCACCAUGACACAGAAACGCUACCUGUCUCUGGGUAUGGACCGAUCUGACUCGUCCUGGUGGGUGCCACUGAGCGUGCUAUGUGAGGGCGAGCCUACCCCUCAAGAGGUUCAGUGGCUAGGCAAGGGGGAGGGGGUGACGGCCGAGCACAGGUUCGAGCACGGUGCCCAACCAGACCAGUGGGUGCUGUUCAACUAUAAUAUGAUUGCACCUUACCGUAUCAACUACGACGAACGUAACUGGAAGCUACUGGCGGCCGCAUUGAACAGUGACUCGUUCGAAAACAUUCCGGUGGAGGGGCGGGUUCAACUCCUAUCGGAUGCAUUCGCACUUGCUUGGAACAACAAACUGGACUACGGCAUUACUAUGCAGCUAGCAAGCUACCUGAAGCGCGAGACCAUCUACCUGCCGUUUUAUACCGGUCUCGCGGCGCUCGGAAAGAUCGAGAAUGUGCUGAGAAGGACAUCAGACUUUGGAGCCUUCCAGAAGUUCAUGAGGAGACUUCUGACAGACAUCUUCCACAAGUCCGGGGGACUGGCUGUCAAGAAAAUCUUGAAUGGAGACGACUUAACCAGCGUUAAGUUGCAGGUGACGACGAGUUUAUGGGCGUGCAAUGUUAAGGUCCCCGGUUGUGAGGAGAACGCCAUGCAGAUGUUCCAGCAGUGGAUGGACACGGACAACCCCGAUGAGAACAACCCCACGCCCGUGGACCUGCGGCGGCCGGUGUACUGCGUGGCGCUGCGGCGCGGCGGCGUGCGCGAGUGGCGGUUCGCGCUGGCGCGGCUGCGCGCCUCCAACGUGGCCACGGCGCGCGACACGCUGCUGCACGCGCUCGCCUGCACCAGGGACGUCUGGCUGCUGGCGCAAUACCUAGAGUGGACUAUAACGGAAGGAUCAGAGAUUCGACUUCAGGACGCCGGAAGUGUCAUAAUGGCGGUCACUCGCUCCGAUGUGGGAUUCUAUGUUGCUAGAGACUUCAUAUACAACAGGAUUGGGGAUAUUUUUAAAGCUUUCCGCGAUCAAGAACGUCGUAUCGGUGGCAUCGUGAAGACUUUGUUAGCCCAGUUCACCAUUGAGAAGGAACUUGAUGAGUUCAUGUCAUGGAAAGAGAAAAACGAGAAAUACCUGUCCGGUGCGAAUAUAACCGUCGCUCAGGGUAUUGAGAGCGCUCGCGUGAACAUCGACUGGCUCAAGAAGAACAGGAAGCUAGUGGUCGACAAGCUGAGGGAAUUCUCCGUGUAAGGCAGGUUUGACCGUAGUUCCAGGGGCGUAGCGUAGGUGUCGUGUAGAAACAAAAUCAAGAAUUACUUCAAAUAGGCUUCAAAAGCACUUUUAAAAUUAAUUUUUACAAAUUACAAUUUUUUUUUUUUUUUUUUUAUUAAUU